Drosophila pseudoobscura is the source of this 4528-nucleotide messenger RNA. RefSeq names its product Egl_like_exo domain-containing protein (gene egl). Gene Ontology annotation, biological process: nucleobase-containing compound metabolic process. NCBI's taxonomy places the organism in Eukaryota, Metazoa, Arthropoda, Insecta, Diptera, Drosophilidae. The transcript is spliced from 8 exons. The record is from RefSeq and is a predicted model, not a curated record. Gene Ontology annotation, molecular function: nucleic acid binding; 3'-5' exonuclease activity. The coding region runs from base 778 to 3819 and encodes 1013 amino acids.
GGUCGGUAUAUUAAUCGGUAAAUACUGAGCUCCACCUCUGCGUUGGCGCUGUCGCUGUCAUCAUCGCUGCUGCUCCAAAAAAGACCCAAACCGAAUUGUGCCUCUUUUGACCACGCCAACGUCUGUUUUUGCCUAAAAUUCGCGUGGAGUUAGCCAAACUCCGGUGACAGUGGUGUCGGCUGUUGGCAGUACCUUAAAGAAGUGCAACAAGUGGUUAAACACGCUUUUUAAAACGUUCCCCAGUGCCUUACACCGACAACGUACUCACACCAAUAUAAUUCUACCUGCCCAAAUAAUCGUGUGUGUGCGUUUGUGUGAAACAACAACAACAAGUUGCUGCUUUCGUCGCAGUUUCCGAGAGAGUGUCUGCUAAUUACGCCAAAAAUGUUAAUUAAUGCUUAAUUUAAUUAACGAAACCCCUGCGAGUGGAGCAAAAGAGUGCGCGUGAGCGAGACGGAGCUAGAGAUAGAGAUCUGAUCAGAUCUUUGAGAAAAUCCCCAACGCGAGGAUCUGUAUCGCGUAUAACUCAUAAGUCUGGUUUUUAAAUAUAGAUUACAAGUGCACUUAAGCAAACAAGCAAGCAACAAUCAUUAAUUGAACAAAUAAAACGACUACAGCUACAGAUAAGCAACUCAACUCUACUCAGCGCUACGUGACGUACUAUACUUGCUUAUCACUAAUUCAGGAGAUAGCCACAGAGCACAGGAACCACCGACUAGCGACCACCGAGCGACAGGCCCAAGGCCCCAGGCGACCGACGACCGACGACCGACGACAAUGGAGUCCAUGGAGUACGAGAUGGCACGCAAUAUGACGCUGCUGUUCUUCCUGGAGCGCCUCCUCGACAAGGGAGAGCCCCGCACCGUGCACGAUCUCUCGUGCCAGUUCGGCAACAAGGAGUUCACCAAGGAGAUGCGGCAAAUCGCCGGCGGCAGUCAAUCGGGUCUGAAGAAAUUUCUCGCCCAAUACCCAUCAAUAUUCCUGGUGGACGGGGACUACGUGCAGGUGAAUGCCUACCAGCACAGCAACGCGGACGACGGUGGUGGCGGCGGCAAGCGCGACUACAUUCAAGAGGCUAAAGACUACUUCAAGAACAAGAUGCUGCAGUACGGGGCCGCUGCAGAGGUGCCGGUGCGAAGUCUGCUCGGCCAUCGGUCGCAGGCCUCGCCGCAAGUCCGUCACAUAUCGGGUCAACAUAUCAAGGAGUUCACGGACUUUCUCACCAAGCACACGGACACAUUCAAGGUGAUCGAUGACUUUGUGAUGCUGGUGGGCUGCGAGAAUAUGACUGAUCUGCCGGCCAGGGAUCGUCUCCAUCUGCCACAGUCGAACAUCGAUACGCGCGGCACCCAGCAGAUGCUCGACUUCUUCGCGCAGUGCAUCGAGAUUAAGGGGCCGCUGCUGGUGGACCAGCUGUUCCAUUUGCUGACCACCAACUUUCCGCAGGAUCAGUGGCUGCGCAUGUUCAAGACGCCCGGCGACCUGAGCUCCUUCCUAAAGCUCUUCGGCGACUGCUUUCACAUUCAGGCCAAUCUAGUCACGUUGCUGCAGAAGCCCAAGCUCAGUGACACGCACAUCCAGCAGGCCCAGGCCCAGACCAGGGAGCAGUUCAACGCCCUCAACAACAACAACAACAUCAACAAUGGCAGCAAUUCAAAUUCAAGCCGCAGGGUGGAUGUGGGUGCCGGUGUAGGUGGAGGUGCCUUGAGCUCCGUGCAACAGCGAUUGCAGUCUCCAGCUUUGCGCAGCAAUGGAUGUGCGAGCAGCAACAAUAAUGUCAUUAGCAGCAGCAGUAGCAUCAACAACAACAAUAGCAUAGCAUCGCCCAAUUUCAAGCUGAACGCACCCGUGUCGAAUGUAAUUGGGGGGCAGGGGCAGGGGCAGCUGGGGCAGCCCAAGUCGGAGCCGAGCUCUGGCUUCGACAGCUAUGUGCCCAUGUCGGAGCUGAAGCUGGAGAAUCUCUGCGAGAACAACUAUCCCGGUGGGAAUGUAUGCUAUGGCCCCAUCGGAGGAGGACCCAUUCAACAGCAGCAGCCGUUGACGGCGCCGGUGCCUGCCUCUACGAAUCCUUCCUCGGAGAGAGUGAACAGCGUCAACCAAACGCUGAAGCAACGCAUAAAUACUCUGGUCAUACGCACGCUGGCGGAGAACCUCGAGAAGGACAAACAGUCGUUGGCCAACCAAAGUUCUCCGCAUGCCAGUCCCUUGCAUUCCAGCAACUCCCAUCCCAGCUCCAAUUCCAACUCCAGCAGUGCCAAUGCGAGCACAGCGAACAAUCCCAAUACCAUCUCCAACUCAAACUCCAGCUCCAACCCACCCACCAACGCCAAUCAAUCACCUAGUCAUAGCUACUUUGUCGGCGACACGUGGAAGAUCAAGGUCCUGCAGAACACGACGGUGAUAGCCAGUGUGAAGCAGUCUGUGUUCGUCACCGACAUCCUUCUCAAGUACGCGGCCAAGAACGAGGGCAUUGUGGUCUCCCUCGACUGCGAAGGCAUCAAUCUCGGGUUGAAGGGCGAAAUCACGUUGAUUGAAAUCGGAACGGCCCGGGGCGAGGCGUUCCUCUUCGAUGUGCAGUCCUGCCCUGCCAUGGUCACGGAUGGUGGCCUGAAGACCGUGCUGGAGCACGAGCAGGUCAUCAAGGUCAUCCACGACUGUCGCAACGAUGCGGCCAAUCUGUAUCUGCAGUUUGGUAUCCUGCUGCGCAACGUGUUCGACACACAGGCGGCGCAUGCGAUCCUGCAGUACCAGGAGAACGGCAAGCAGGUCUACAAGGCCAAAUACAUAUCGCUCAACUCGCUGUGCGAGCAGUACAAUGCACCCUGCAAUCCAAUCAAGGACCAGCUGAAACAGAUAUACAGGCGGGACCAGAAGUUCUGGGCCAAGCGGCCGCUCACCCGCGAAAUGAUGCUGUACGCGGCUGGCGAUGUGCUGGUGCUCAUCCACGAUCAGCUCUUUGGCAGUCUGGCGCGGCAGAUCAGGCCAGAGAACAGGCAGCUUUUCUCCGAGCUGUGCACGGAGCAAAUCCUCCUGCAGAUCAAGCCGAACGAGGUGAAGAUUCGCAAGAAGCAGCGCAAGGUUAGCACCGAGGUGUCCGAUCUGAAGUUGAAAUUGGCGCAGACCAGCAAGAGCAUUGUGCUCUCGAACCGCGAGAUACGUCUGCUGCGUUACAUGGAUCUGACGGAGGAUGAAAAGGAGCGCCUCAAGGGCUACUACAAGGUGGCCAAGAAGCUGGAGAAAAUGGAAUCUGCCGGCAAUCCCAGCAAGGAUCAAAGUGACUCUGAAGACGAGGCGGAACCCAAUGAAAACGAAAUGUUUCCCAGCUUGGACUCUGUACCAUCGGACAAUUCCCUCUCGGGCACCUUUUCGCCGCGCUUCAGCUCUGAGCCACCCAGCCUGACGGAAUCCAUGCAGAUGCUGGAGGAAAUACUGCAGAACAAGUCAAUGGAUCGCAUUGCGCGAAUCGAUAAGCUAGAGGCCAUACUGACGACAGCCACCUCGUUGCCAUGCGAUCAGAUACUGGCUUCCAAUUCGAUUCAGGAACAGUUGGGUUCGAGCAUUGCGACCACAGAUAAUUUGCAAAUCAUACGCGAAAAGUCCAGAAACAAUAGGAAUUGCAAUUGCCAAGGAGAGCGCAGUGUCACGCCCAUUCUGAGAACGACGGACAGGCGGGUGGUGAAGCUGGUGGAUGCCGAAUCGCAGACGCUGAGCACCGGCGACGUCGUCAUCACCAAGAUAUUCUUCCAGGACGAGCAUGAGCGGGCCAAGGAGACGGCAAUGCUUAGCAGCUCGCCCACGAAGCGUGUGGCAUCCACAUAAACAACGUGUCAAUCUUCGAACCAUGAUUCCUAACAAGCAAAGCAAAGCGCAGACAUAUUACGUAUUAUUAUUUUUCUGUUUUUAACUGUUGCGAGACUCGAGGAGAAGACGAAGAGAAAGACAAAGACAAAAGGCGGUGUCCCGAGCACCCACUAUCGACUAUCGAUUAUGCAAUAAUAACUUUUAUGGGUAUAUCCAAUUGAGAAGCAAUAUAUUUUGUGCCUAAAUGUUGAACAUUGCAAUAACAAUAAUAUAUACGAGUAUGAUUUACCAAUUGUAAAUGAAUGGCCUCCCAAACGAGCUACUGUACGAAUCGCACUUCUCAGCGGUGACCCCAUCCUAUCCCAUUCCAGAGCGGAGUGGGGUCUGAGGUCUGAGAAUCCGUGUUGCAUUCGAUGAGACAGAUGAAAGGUGGAUAGAUGGGUAGGCCUCAGAUUGUUUUGUUUUUGUUCAUUAUGACCCUAAAUCAGCGCCAAACAAUCAUUGAAAAUGUAUGUGUAAAUGUGACAUAGAAAGCUUUGCGAUGUAUUAGCGAAAUGAUUAAUGAUUAUUAUAAUCUGCGUUGGACCAAUGUGUAUUAAAUCGAGAUGAAAUAAUUCAAAUGCAGCUUUGUAGAGGUUUCCUAAUAUGUAUCUUUGUCGCCAUAUCAGAAGUGAACUUAUUGUAUUUUAACCAUAAUUAAUUCUUUAUAAACCCAAACUAAACUAAA